Molecule: messenger RNA, 726 nt
Organism: Sclerotinia sclerotiorum 1980 UF-70
Lineage: Eukaryota; Fungi; Ascomycota; Leotiomycetes; Helotiales; Sclerotiniaceae
Exons: 3
Coding region: 1-726 (241 amino acids)
Molecular function (GO): protein binding
Source: RefSeq, a predicted model, not a curated record
AUGUCAACACGCACCGAAAAGUUCCAGCGCAAGCCAAGGGAUCCUACCUCUGAUAUAUCAGAAGCUGCAGAAGCUGAAGAAAUCCUAAGAUUUCCACCCGAAGAAGAAGCUUCUCUCCUCGCUGAAUCUAACACCCUUAAAGCUACUGCAAAUAAUCUAUUUUCUAAGAAAUCCUACAAAGAAGCUAUCGAUACAUAUGGAAGCGCACUAUCAACUUGUCCGAAAUAUUUAGAAUACGAAAGGGCGGUAUUGAAGAGUAAUGUUGCGGCUUGUCAUUUAAAAUUAGAGAAGUGGAAGGAAGCUGCCAAAGCAAGUUCAGAAGCUUUAGAAGGGUUGGAAAGAUUACAGAAAAAAGAGGCAGAAGAGAAAGACGAGGAUGGAAAUGAGGACGCAAAGAAAGAGGAGGUGAAGGAAGAAGAAGAAGCUGAUGAGGAAAUCAUAAGUGAAGGAGCUACAAAAGCGGAGGAUAUGAGAGGAAAGGAUAUUGAUGAUGCGAAAGAGACUCGAGCAAAGGAUAUUGAGAGGAUAAAAGCGAAAGCUUUGAUGAGGAGGGCGAGGGCUAGAAGUGAACAGGAUGGAUGGUCUACUCUAGCUGGUGCUGUGGAAGGUACAUUCGGAAAUGGCAUAUUAAGUCCAUUCGGAUUAUCUACAGAUAAUUUUCAAAUGGUCAAAGAUGAGAAAACUGGUGGGUAUAGUAUGAAUUUCAAUCAAGGUGGGAAUUCGUGA